UCUGACAGCGUCGCCGCAGCCAUGUUGGGGAGCCUGCUCUUGGCCGUCCUGUGGGGGGCCUCUCUGGGCGCCGACGUCAGCCCGGCUCUGGAUGGACACUGGGAGCUGUGGAAGAAGGCCCACGAUAAAGUUUACCGGCAUCAGGUGGAAGAGUCAGGUCGGCGGCGGAUCUGGGAAGAGAACCUGCUGAUGAUUAACCUCCACAACCUGGAGGCCACGCUGGGCCUGCACACCUACGAGCUGGCCAUGAACCACCUGGGAGACCUGACCAAGGAGGAGGUGAGCGGCACUCUUACCGGCACAGUGGUGCCCUCCGACCUGGACAGGAUCCAGCUCAACUUCAACUGGGAGCGAAGCGCGCCGCCGCCGCCGUCGCUAGACUGGAGGAAGCGCGGCAUGGUCACCCAAGUCAGAACGCAGGGUUCUUGCGGCUCCUGCUGGGCCUUCAGCGCGGUGGGGGCUCUGGAGGGCCAGCUGAAGAAGACGACGGGCGCGCUGACGUCACUCAGCCCCCAGAACCUGGUGGACUGCUCGCUGGACUUUGGCAAUCACGGCUGCCGCGGGGGCUUCAUGACCCACGCCUUCCGUUACGUCAACAAGAACGGAGGCAUCGACUCGGACCGGGCCUACCCCUACACGGCCAAGCGUGGCGAGUGCGCGUACAAGCCUGAGGACCGGGCCGCCAACUGCUCCGGUUACUCCUUCGUCCCGAAAGGCGACGAAGACGCGCUGAAGGUGGCCCUCGCUAAUGUCGGCCCCAUCUCGGUUGCCAUUGAUGCGUCCCGCUCCAAUUUCCACUUCUACCGCCAUGGUGUAUAUGAGGACCCGGCAUGUAGCCACAAAGUGAACCACGGCGUGCUAGCUGUGGGCUACGGCAAAGAAAAUGGAAAAGACUACUGGCUGGUCAAGAACAGCUGGGGUGUGAAAUUUGGUGACCAAGGUUACAUCAAGAUGGCUCGCAACAGACUGAACCAGUGUGGCAUCGCGCUCCACGCCUGCUUCCCAAUCAUGUGACCGCCACAUCCUGCACGCAGGACAGCCGUUCGUCUUACUUUUAACAAUGAUAAAUAAAGUGGAUUUGAACUUGAA
Messenger RNA from Hippocampus zosterae (dwarf seahorse), 1089 nucleotides. RefSeq names its product procathepsin L-like. The coding region runs from base 22 to 1014 and encodes 330 amino acids. The record is from RefSeq and is a predicted model, not a curated record. The transcript is spliced from 7 exons. Gene Ontology annotation, biological process: immune response. Gene Ontology annotation, molecular function: cysteine-type endopeptidase activity. Gene Ontology annotation, cellular component: lysosome. Lineage: Eukaryota; Metazoa; Chordata; Actinopteri; Syngnathiformes; Syngnathidae.